Monodelphis domestica (gray short-tailed opossum) is the source of this 2839-nucleotide messenger RNA. RefSeq names its product mucin-16-like. NCBI's taxonomy places the organism in Eukaryota, Metazoa, Chordata, Mammalia, Didelphimorphia, Didelphidae. The record is from RefSeq and is a predicted model, not a curated record.
AUAUUUGUGGAUUUGUUUGACAAGGAGACACUGGGGUCUCAGGAAAACAGGCCAAGGAAACAGAGGUUGGACCUCAGACAUGUGUCCCAUGAAGUGAUCUCUUUUAAAACCUGACACCUAGCUUUCUAAGCUCUUGGACUUGGAUUUAAUCAUCUAGGAGGUCUCUUGCAGCUCUAAAAAUAAUAACUAACAUCUAUAUAAUGCUUACUUUGAACCAGUCCCUAUGCCAAGUGCUUGGCAAACAUCUCAUUCAAUCCUCGCAACAACCUUUGAAGGUAGGUGCUCUUAUAACCCCUAUUUUUAGGAUGAAGAACUUGAAGCAGUCAGAGUCAAGUGAUUUGCCCAGAGUACCAGAAGUAGUAAUGUCUGAGGCUAAUUUUGAACUCAGGUCUUUCUGACUCUAAGUCCAGUUCUCUGUCCACUGCACUACUUAACUAUUGGAUCAUAGGUAGAUUUAUUUUCUUCUGUUUCUCUCCUAAACAUAGUCUCUCCUCUCAUGGCUGUUUUCUCUCCCUACAGGUUAUAAACAUCAAAUGAGCUUCCCUUGCUUCACAAACAUAUCAUGGAGCUCUUGCUACAAAACCUUCAAACUCAGCUUCACUAUUACCAACAUGUUUUACACAACAAAGAUGAAUCAAAAGGACACCAGAACAUUCAAGGCUGCUGAGCAUAUCCUACAAAUCUUGCUCAAGGUAUUGUUUGGAAGCAGCAAGCUUGGCUCUCAGUAUUGUGGAUGCAGUGGCCUUUCACUGAGGUCUCUGAGGAACAGCAUAGCAACUGGAGUAGAUAUACUCUGCACUUUCAAGAAGGACUCCUCCAACCUUGUCCUGGACAAAAAGGUGGUUUCCUGGGAGCUGACUGAACAGCUCUGUAGAAGAGAGCUAAAACACCUGGUUAUAGACAAUGAUAGCCUCAUUGUGAAUGGGUAUCAACAUAAGCUGCCAGGAAUCAGAUCCACAAAGAGAAGUGAGGUUGGUGUAGGACCUGUCACCCAUAUCCCAGACCAUGGAGAACCAGGAAAAAUCAUGACAUCACUGACUAGUGGCCUCCUGAUCCGUGAAUCCCCUGUAUAUGCUAUAGAGAGUGACAUUGGUGUAGGGCCCUUCACCCAUAUCCCAGAACAUGGAGCACCUGGAGACAUGACAUCAGUGACCAGUGAAUCUACUGUAUGUGCCAUGGGAUUCUCUACUGAGACUUCAGGGACACUGAAGAAUGUGAGUGGAUCUGACCAGGGAAGAGAACCAACGAACUCCACCAGUAUCCCUAUGACUGGCUUUAUCGGGAGAGAUUCCAUUGCUUACACUGAAACGGACAUACGUGUCAUGGAGACAACCUUGGAAGCCACAGCCACUCAAGACCCACUUCUCACUGUGCCCACUGGAGCAGGUGACCUCAUCCCUGGGAUGCACAGGAGAACUGUGUCCUCUCCCACCGAAACCUCAGUUCCAUCUGAGAUAUCCUCUGGAGUCACCAUUGCCAUUGCAAGGACCUCACUCUCCAUGACUCCAGUAGAAAUCACAGCUAGCCCCGGCUCCAGUGCUCCCUUAAACAUCAGCCUAAGCACAAGAACAGCUUCCCUUGAGCCUGCUACUUCGUUGGAGGACCCAGGGCCAGCCGGCCUGACUCCAGAAACUGAGAGAAACCCACAGGCAACACCAACUCCAGCUAUCACCCUGCCUCCAGCCAGCACACAGGAAGUUUGCACAACAGCAUCUCCCAGUCCUCCUGACACAACCACAGAGGGCAGCAGUGUCCAGGCAGGGACAGCCUCUGUUUCUGAUCAGGAGCCUUCCACUUCCAGCCUCUUCCCAAGAGGUGAUGCUGGUGUGGUGCCAGACACACAUGCCCAAGGCCAUGAUGCACCAGGAAGCACAGUAGCACCAAUAAGGAGCUCCCUCACCCCUGUGUCUACUAUUAUUCCCACAGGUCCAAAUAUUGUUCCCCCUUUCCUUCGGUCCCCCUCUUGGAGAGAUGCAGCAGGGAGAUACAACUGGAAGAGCUUCAUCCUUAACUUCACCAUCACCAACAUGUUUUAUACAACCAAGAUGGCUCAAAGGGAUUCCAGCACAUUCCGUCUUCCUGAAUGUUUCCUGCAGCGCAUGUUCAAGGUAUUGUUUGAAAGAAGCAGCCUUGGCUUUCAGUAUUGUGGAUGCAAUGUGAUCUUGCUGAGGUCUAUGAAAAAUGGGGCAGCAACAGGAGUGGAGGUUAUAUGUUUUUAUAAGGAAGUUUUCUCUGUCCCCGUCUUGGACAAGAAGAAGAUUUACCAAGAGCUGAGUCAAGAGACUAAUGGAAUAACAAGGCUUGGACAUUAUAUUCUAGAUAAGAAAAGCCUCUAUGUGGAUGGGUAUAACCCUCAGAUGAUGCCACCCCCCUACACAAAAGAAUCAGUCUACCACCAUGGGUCCAGAAGAUGGAGGAAAGUCUACCGAAUGAAUGGGCAUCUGUUUCAAUCCAAACGUUUUAACAGAAGAGCCUACUGUGCCCAGUGCAGUGAAAGGAUAUGGUGUCUCGGAAGGCAAGGCUACAAGUGUAUCAAGUGCAAAUUACUGGUCCAUAAAGGUUGUCAUAUUUUUGUACCACGGACCUGCAAAAGGCAUAUGGAUUUGAUGAUGCCAUCCCAAGAAACUCAAGUAGAGGAUAAAAAUGAUAAUGUUGACCUUCCCUCCGAAGAAAAUGAUGGACUCGCUUAAGUUCUCUCAACCUGGAAACACGACAGCCUUAAAGAUGAUUCUGGGGACAUUAAGCCAGUUAUCGAUGGGAUGGAUGGAAUUAAAAUAUCUCAGGGGCUCGGGCUGCAUUGCCACUAAUGGAUAAAUCCAUUACCCUCAAUUGUAUUGUA